CACUGGCAGUGGCACCUGUGCAAGCUGUGGUAGCACGCAGAAGGCAGAAGAGCGAGCUCCCAUGGCUCCCCCAUGGCUCCCCGCCCCAGGCCCAGGCCCAGGCCCUGCUUGCGCCGCUGCCUCCCGGCGGCCCCUACCACUCCCCCUGCCAGCCCAGACGUCUUGCUCCUCCCAGGCAAGCUGCUGGCAACAUCACUCUCGCCUGGCCUGAGCAUUCCCAAGCUUUCUUUCACACCCAAAGUUCCUCCUUCCCGUAACUGCCUGCAUCUUUUCCCGUCGCACGGCCAGCUGAACUCAACCUUCUUCUUCUUCUUCCACUCCACUCCCAACCAAGCCUGCCCUUUGUCUGCCAUCUGCGCAUCGACAAAACCUUUUUUUCUUCUCUUCUGCUGUCGUCUACCGCGUUCCUGCACUGCACUCCUUCUCUGUUUACCUGUCUGCGUGACCAACCUGGCCACGCGCAUUUUUGAGACUCCCACGCCACAGCUACCCAUCGACAAUCGCCAUGUCUGCCGAGGAGGAUCUCAUCGACUACUCUGACGAGGAGCUCGAGACCCAAAAGACCACCGCCCCCGCCAACGGCAAGAAGACCGAGGCUGCGGCCGGCGACAGCGUCGAUAAAAAGGGUUCCUACGUCGGCAUCCACUCCACCGGUUUCCGCGACUUCCUCUUGAAGCCUGAGCUGAUUCGCGCCAUCACCGACUGCGGUUUCGAGCAUCCUUCGGAGGUUCAGCAGACAUGUAUCCCCCAGGCGCUUCUCGGAGGUGACAUCAUCUGCCAGGCCAAGUCUGGUCUCGGUAAGACUGCGGUUUUCGUCCUCACAACUCUUCAGCAAGUCGAGCCCGUCGCCGGCGAAUGUUCGGUCUUGGUCAUGUGCCACACUCGUGAGCUGGCUUUCCAGAUCCGCAACGAGUACAACCGUUUCUCCAAGUACAUGCCAGACAUCAAGACUGGCGUCUUCUAUGGUGGCACCCCCAUCCAGAAGGACGCCGAGAUCCUCAAGAACAAGGACACCCACCCUCACGUCAUUGUCGGUACACCUGGACGUCUGAACGCUCUUGUUCGCGACAAGUACCUGCGUCUGGGCAGUGUCCGCAUCUUCGUGCUCGACGAGUGCGACAAGAUGCUGGACCAAGUUGAUAUGCGUCGCGACGUUCAAGAGAUCUUCCGGGCCACGCCUCAGCAGAAGCAGGUCAUGAUGUUCAGCGCCACGCUUUCCGACGAGAUCAAGCCCAUCUGCCGCAAGUUCAUGCAGAACCCUACCGAGCACUACGUCGACGAAGAUACCAAGUUGACACUGCACGGUCUUCAGCAAUACUUCGUGCCUCUCGAAGAGCGCGAGAAGAACCGCAAGCUCAACGAGUUGCUUGAUGACCUGCAGUUCAACCAGGUCAUCAUCUUCGUCAAGAGCACCGUCCGCGCAACGGAGCUUGACAAGCUGCUCCGCGAAUGCAACUUCCCAUCCAUCGCGGUCCACUCCGGCGUUAGUCAAGAGGAGCGUAUCCGUCGGUACAAGGAGUUCAAGGAGUUCAACAAGCGAAUCUGUGUCGCAACUGACGUCUUUGGUCGUGGUAUCGACAUCGAGCGCAUCAACUUGGCCAUCAACUACGACAUGCCCGCGGACGCUGACUCGUACCUCCACCGUGUUGGUCGUGCCGGUCGUUUCGGUACCAAGGGUCUUGCCAUCUCUUUUGUUAGCCAGGACACGGAUAGGGAAGUGCUCAAGGACGUUGGCAAGCGCUUCGAGGUCGCCAUUCCUGAAUUCCCCAAGGAGGGUAUUGACGCCAGCACUUACAUGGCUUCUUAAGUACACUGAUCUGUGGACUGAAUGGCCAUAGGCGGGUCGACGUCUUGUGGGACUGAUGAAGCUGAUACUUGAAAUGGAAUCGCGAAAUCCAAAGAAAAUGAAGGCCAAGGGUCCGGGCAUUACUCGCAGUCAUCGUGCAGCAAUCAUCUUACGGCACAUGGGCACCGGCUAUUCCUCUCUCUAGCUUGCAGAUCCGUGACUGGCGAGGAGGGAAAAGUUUAUUAGAAUGCUUCAGACAAGGCCAACCUGAGAGUCUCAAUGCGAGGAUGAAUUUGAUUCUAGCACCCAUCUGCUCCCUCAUUUCGACUGUAGUCAUGCUCAAUCUUCUUUGUGUACAUGUAGCUCGUUCGUGGUGUCUCAACAUGGCAAGUUGGUUGUUGUUGGUCUCGUUUUGACGGAAAGCUCGACAGCUCCGCUUGAGAUUCCAUGUCCCUGGCUAUUUCCACAUUGGGACCAUGAGCAUGUCCACUGGUUUCGGUCUAUAUCCAUAUACGUCUAAAGGCGUAUGUGGCCCUUCCACAGGGGUAAAACGCUUAAAGCCUAUUAUUUG
This is a messenger RNA of Diaporthe batatas, 2357 nucleotides long. RefSeq names its product ATP-dependent RNA helicase SUB2. The transcript has 5 exons. Gene Ontology annotation, molecular function: RNA helicase activity; RNA binding; ATP binding. The record is from RefSeq and is a predicted model, not a curated record. Bases 506 to 1807 code for a protein of 433 amino acids. NCBI's taxonomy places the organism in Eukaryota, Fungi, Ascomycota, Sordariomycetes, Diaporthales, Diaporthaceae. Gene Ontology annotation, biological process: mRNA export from nucleus; mRNA splicing, via spliceosome.